Molecule: messenger RNA, 13947 nt
Organism: Plasmodium vivax (malaria parasite P. vivax)
Lineage: Eukaryota; Apicomplexa; Aconoidasida; Haemosporida; Plasmodiidae
Exons: 1
Coding region: 1-13947 (4648 amino acids)
Source: RefSeq, a predicted model, not a curated record
AUGAGCGACAAUCAGUGCCCAAGCGUGGGCUCGUCCGUGGACAGCACCCUGUUCAACGUCCUGGCCGCGGGCAGAGACAAAAGUAAAAAGACGCUCGAGGAAAUUAAGGCACUCCAAGAGAGGAACAAAACCCUAAUGAGAAAUGAGCUCAGAGAGUACAGAAUAGUUAACCAGCUUUUUAGUGAGCACAUGAGGUCCGUGCCGGGGCUUCUGUCCACCCUUGGCGAUUCGUCGCAGUUAGGCGGCACAUCACAGGAGGGGGCACAAUCGGUGGGAGAGGAGGGGGAAGACCCCAUAUGCGUGUCUAAUCGGCAUGACCAUAGCCGAGGAGUGAACAACCCAGUCCAUCACCCCAGCACACACCUGGAGGAGAACACACAUACUGCAGAAAACGAAACCACAGAAGAAGGAGCAGCUGCGUGGGCCCCCCCAGAGAAUGAGGGGGGCCAAAUUAGUAAGCCUGAGGAGCCCCCCCAAAAAGGAGACCCAUAUGCGGGACUCCCUUCCAGAAUGAACCUACUCCAACUGAAGCAAAAAAUAGAGCGGCAACGAUUGACUCUAUCAGAUGUGAAAGGCUACCAGACGAAUGCCAUGCUGCUGAGCGAGGUGAAGAAGAUAAGGCAGCUGUCGUUUAGCGGUGGGGUGGUGGUGAAAAGUGGCGAAAUGGGCGAUCAUGAGGGGGGAGGCGGAAUGGGCGAAAAUGAGGGGGGAGGCGAAAUGGGCGAUCUUGAGAGGGGCAACCGAACGGGCGACCAGGACCCCCAUUCGAAAUUGCCCCCAAGGGAGGAGGCAACCACUUGGCGCACCCCAAAUAUAGAAGAGCAAAAUGGCUGCACGAAGGGAGGAGGCAUUAUUGAGCAACUGCUGAUGAGCAGCGACUUCCGUAGCUCUCUGAGUUCGAAGGGGGCGCAGGGCGAGCCGCUGGGCGAGUCGUUCGCCGUGGCGUUGAGUGGUGCUUCUAACAAGCUGAGCAGCCCCGAUCGUGACGUUGAUGAGGAAGCGGAUGGGGUGGGGAAGACGAAACAGUUUCUUUAUUCAACCGGUUCGGUGGGGGAUGUGGCGCCCCCUUCGAGUGGGGAGCUCGGCGCGAGUGAGGUCAGUCAGCGUAGGGAGGCUAGUCCGUGUAGGUCGACCAGCCAAUGUGUUGGAAUAAGCCGGAUAGAUUCUCAGUACUUCACGGGAGAGCCUCUCGGAGGGGGUAACUCCGGGGAGAGCCUCCCAGAUGGGGCGCAUCCACAAAGGGGAAAGGGCGCAAAAGGGUCUUCAAACCACUCCCUAGUGACCAACAGACAUUCAAAAGGUAAUCAAACGGAUCGCCAACCCGUAGAGGUUACAAUCCGAUUGUCCAAAGUAAAAGUUGAGGAGAGAUUUAAAAAGAAGCUGCAGUUUUAUGAUCACUUUUGUCUCUCCAUCUGUGUUCCCACGUCCUAUGAGGGGGGGUCCAACCGAGUGGGGGAAGAAGCACGUAGACGGAGCGUCAGUGCAAAUGACACGACUACAUGUAGAGUGCAACCAAUGGGUGAUGAGUUAGACUUGCCCAUUUUGGAAAGGACACCUAUGGAGGGGGGGGGAAAGGAGUGCAAAUGUGGGAGAAGCGGAAAAUGCGUUAACCACACAAAAGGGAGGAAUGAAGGGAAGACCCGUGGACAGGAUGUCUCCAUCAGGUACGAGACCUUCUUCUUAAAAAGCAAUCAUGUGAAUGGAAAUUUUAUCUCGUUUGGGGAAGAUGUGCAUUAUAAGGUAGAGAGACAACUUCUUGAGAGCGUCGAAAGGGUAGCCAUUUUACUCUGCGCCAGUGAGUAUGAACAGCCAGGAAGGAAAAAAAAAAAAAAAAAAGAAAAAAACUCAUCCAAAUUGUAUACGCUACAACGGAACAGUGUUACCAUCGUCAAGUCGCUCAACCGACCAUUCGUCGUUCCCGAUUGGUAUGAAAUUUUGGCGUACGGUGAAGUUCCUUUUAUACCCAAAGUGGAUGUGGAAGCACCCCUGAGGGAGUUGCGCCUUCCACUGGGGGGUAGUUCCUCCCACGUGGCGAAGCGCCCACUUGUGAUGGUCCACCUGCAGCUUGCCAUGCUGUGCCAGUCCGACGGGGGGGGUAAUUGCCAUCUCCUUAGAAAGGAUAACACAUCAGGGGAGCGUUCCUUGACGGAGCCCGCACGAAGAGAAGGAGUGGAACCGCAAGAGGGUGGAAGUCGUCCUGACGUAAUGGAGCAUGUAACCCCCCCGCAGCGGAUUAUCCAAAGUUGCGAGAGUAACUGUAGCUACUCCACAGGGGGGCACAACUCCCAGGGGGGUUUGACUGAGAAGGGAGAGACCAACCAAGCGGGAGCAUCCCCACAAACGGUAGAACCUCACACCACUCCUAACGCGAACGAUGUGCUGUACAUCUACCUGCACCGGAUGGUGAACCUGUCGAAGAGGCGCUUCGAUGACAUCUUCAUCUGCGUAAGAUUCACCAGGGAGGAAAAAUACGACUGCAGAGGUUUCACCCUGGAGGAGGAAAAAGCAUUCAAUUUUUUGGUAAACUCAAAGAGGAGGCUAACUGAGAUACGGGAGGUGAUCCUGGAGGUGUGGAGGGGUCACCAGCGUGGGGAUUAUAAAGGAGAAACGCGGAGGGACUGCCUCGGAAUUGUGAAUAUCCCCUUGGAAGAUCUCAUCCAAAAGGAACAGGUAAUCUGUUUGGAGAAACAAUUCGAGAUGACCCAUCAGUUUUACGAAAAUGUGAACUUCCUGUUUGGGGUCAUUCUGGUGAGGGGGCAGAAGGACAGACAGGAAAGGGUGCAACAGUUUUGUGAGCACUACAUCGAGAGUUAUUCCAUUGAGGGGAGACAUUCCCUAUCGAAGGGGGGUGCCCGCUCCGAUGAAUCGUUAAGGAGCUCUGUCCUUUCUGGCUUCGCUCCAUCGGGGGGAGAACCUCCCAUCGGGGGGAACUUCGCCCAAUCGGAUAGCCACCCCCCGGGGGAGGCAAGGUCCUCCGUGUCGAUCAGUGAGCAGUACUUUAUCUACGACUCGGAGAGCCUGCACAGUAGGGAGUACUACGUUUACGAGUUGCAGAGGGAGGUGCUGCAGAAGGACGUGCGCAGCGGUGCCCUGAUCGCCAGCGUUGUGGAGAGGGCCGCGGGGGGGGGCCAAACGAGCGACGAUGCAGUAGGUGACGACGAAGGAGGUGAUGAUGAAGGGGGUGACAGUGAAGGAGGUGACGACGAAGGAGGUGAUUAUCAAAAAAUCUGGGAGCAAAGGGGCGAUUAUCAAAGGAUGGGGGAGCAAAUAAGGUCGGGGCAAAAAACUCUGCCGCGGCGAACGAAGAGGAGGGGGGAAGACCCAACCGCCUACCUACGAGUGGAGUUCCUCAAAGAAGAACUGCUUCUGCGAGGAAUGAAGGAGGAGACAGUCCACCUGAUGAUCAAGGACAUGAAAAAAAACGCAACCAAAAAUAAAGACAAGUACAUUUUAAAAACACACGUCGAAGAAUACAUUGAAAAAAUCUUCACCAAAUGGGAAAGGCUAACAAAUAAAUUAUUCAUCCGAAACAAAAAGAAAAUGCUCCUAAAUGAUGUGUGCGCAUAUUUGGAUAGCCUCUACAUUGACGAUGAUAGGUACAUGAGCAAAGAAGAAUUUUUCCUUUUCUUCCAAGAAGUCGGUAUCGUUUUUGUGGAUUCUACAGUUUUCGACGAAUUGUGUUUGCUCUUUUUUGAUAAGGAGAGGAAAGAAAUUUAUUUUUCUGCCUUCUCCUCCCUCAUCAUUAAGAGAGGCGUUGAGGAGCUUAAAAAUACCGUGUACGGCUACGACAUUUUGCUGAGACUCUUUGGGUCCUUUCACCAAAAUGAGGUGACCAUAGAAUGGUUGGAAAAUGAAUUGGUAAAAAUUAACCCGCAGAAAAGGAACUACUAUUCGGAGAGGAUCAAAAGGCACUUCUCCUCCGAGGCGCUGAGGAAUUCGUCCGCUGAUCAGGGCACGGCCGAUCAAAAUUUGGGACGCUUCCUAGGAGAGGAAGAAAAUGUUUGCUCCUGCACUUCGCUGCUCUUUCUGCACUCUAUCAGAUUUAUGCUGACUAAGUUUAAUAAUAAUGAUUUUUCAAAUGAGGAUUUAUUUUUUCUGGUGAAGUACCUCUUGCAGACGCAGUGCAACUACUCGCGCACGGACGUGUGCGUCCUCGUGAAUGUUAUAAAAGGCAUCGAGUCGGUUAACUUGAGCUUCUUCCUGGCCCUCUACCAUAUGUAUGUGCAGCGGCACUCCUCGGGGGGGGAACAGGGAGAAGUGGAGGGGAAGCGCUCCCUCGUUGGAGACGGAAAGGAGGGCAGCGCAGACGAACGGUCUGGUAACAGCAUGGUCGUGUCUUCCCCCCGCGGGGGGGCCCAGGCAGGCGGUGCAUCUUGCCACGAAUAUGGGCGCGGCGAGGAGGGGGGGCAGGUAUCUCUCUCCAUGUCGAAGCAAAGUGACCAGGAGGAGGCACUCCUCACGGGGGGCCCCGAUAAGAGGAGUGAAAUUACUCAGGGGGGGUUCCCUAUCGAGGAGGAGAACACCCUCAGGGGGAAGUGCCAAACGGAUGGCCAAGCGGAUGGCCAAGCGGACGCCCAAAAGGAUGCCCCAAAUUAUGACGGUGCGAAGGAACCCCCCACUAGCAUAACGGAGACGCCAACGAAUCGCAGCUCGGUGAGCGGUUUAAAGGAGUCGAGGCGGAAGGGCCCGCCAGCUGGGCACACCACUGCAAGAAGAGCAUCCAAUGACGCACCCUCAAAUGUGAAGAGGCAUAAAAACAUGAGCAUAACAAACACAAGGCCCUUUUGCAACGCCACAGAUGAGAGGAAAGAUAGUAGCAGCAGGUUAAGGAAAGAUAUAAUGAAAGGCUUCAAAAAUGUAGUGAUCAUUCUACAUGGCAAAAUUAUGAGUGGGCUUUUAACCGUGCAGCACAUUUCGGAGUGUCUCUUUCGCUACUUUGGGAGAAGAAGGAGAAAGGAUCCAAAUGAACAGAAUGAUAAAGUCGAGUUGCUGAUGCUGUUUGAUCUGUUGGGUCUUUACACGUCGUAUGAGAUUGCCCAGAAGGUGCUCAAUUGGUACGCGAGGGAGGUAGCUCUAAACAGGGGAAGAGAUAACCAUCACGGGAUGGAAGCCACAACCUGGGGUGAGAACCCAUUUGAGGGACGCCGCCAUGGGAACCCCCCCCUGCUGCAGGACUUCACCGCCAUCAAUCACGAACAUAACAUAAAGAAGAUUAUCGAAAGGUACUGCCUCAACGAAGGAGUCGGGGGAAACAUCUUUUCAGGCAGCACUCUCGAGGAUUUUUUUUCUCUCCUGAAGGAAAAAGACAUAGGCAUAGACGCCUUCUCCAAAAGGAACAUUUUCACCUACAGCGAUUUCUACGCAACGGUUGAGAAGCUCCAUUUGGAUUUCUCCAGAAAUUACGUUCGCCUGUUGUUUUCAAAUUUGCUCACCUACGACUUGACCUCCUUCACCAGCGUAAACAGCAAGCUGAUUUUUUUCGACUGCAUGGAGGCCUACUGGCUGAGCUGGAACAGAGCCCACUUCGAGUUCCACGGGGGGGGGAAGCGCGCAGAGGCGUAUGCGGGGAAAUCUGCCGAGGCACACGCGGGGAAAUCUGCGGACGCACACGCGGGGCGGAGCGCGGGGACCCUCCUGGACAGCGUCAAGCAGAGGAGAAAGGAGCUCGCCAUUUUUAAGAAGGCAAACCAGGAGGGAAACCCCAACAGAGGAAGAGACACCCCCCACAAAAGCAGACUACUACUUGUGCGCGAAGAGUGGGCCACUUCCGUGGAGAAGAGCUUCCCAGUGAGGGACCCAACAUCGGGGGAGACCCACACGUUGACAAACCUCCCCCUGUACAGUUUAUUCUUCUACCUUUCCGAGAAUGGCACCCUAAGAGGAGAAGAACUAAUAAAGCAGUUCUUUUUUAUGAACAUGUUCAGGUGCGAAAUGAACUCUGUAAAUGUGGAUGACUACGCGAGUGAGAGUUACACCUUUUACGAUUUCUGGCAAAUGUGCAAAGAUAAAUGGGUGACUCAGGGAGAUUGUGGCGAGGAUGACUCCUUUAGGGAGGACCUUCUGAGGCUGAUAGUGCUCGUAAAUGGGGACCACCAUGGUGGUGAGGCGGCAAUCCGGAAGGGACACACUGAAAGGAUGCACCCCACGGGUGGACCCAAUAUAGCGAAAUCAACCUCGCCAAUGCAAACCCUACUGAAGGGGAAGACUCACCUAUUUUCGAAGAAUUUCAAAAAGAAUCUGGGCAUUUUGCGGCUGGCCGUGGAGAACCUGGGCAAGGGAAUCGCCAAUGUUUCUCACUCCCCCCUGGGGCCCUGCCUAGGAAGAAGUCGCAGCGCAGUAAGCCAGAGUGCCAUCAGCUUUAACGCCAACUGGAAUAGAAGCGGCAGCUAUGAUGCUUCUUUGGGGAGACGAACGGGGAGCACACACACAGGGGAGGCACCACUUGAAGAGUUUCUCAAAAGGAAUAAACACGUCGUAGGGUACAUCCGGGAAUUCUUUUACCUUUUCGUUUUUUGUUGCAAAGUGGCGAACAACGAGUCGGUGGAUUUGUCCUUUCACGAGCAGGAGUGGGUCUUCUACCGGGGGAAACUGAAGGCUCACUACUCACAGGGGGGGGAGAACAAACACACGAAUGCACCUGCUGAUGGUGCAAAGAGGAGACAGAAGGAUAGGUGUAGCCACUCCCCAUUUCUCUAUAAGGAAGUGCGCAUCUGCUGCGAGGAGAAGAAAUUUACGAGCCAAGAGUACAAGGGGGCGGUGUAUCCCUACCUCCUUCUACUUAGCGACUUGCUAAAAAGGAUUGUUCACAUAUAUAAGGAGGGACAUGCUGCUUAUAUGUCUAAACGGUUUGUUCUUAAUUACGAGGAGAAAAAUGCGAGGAUAACUUUCCUGCACCGAGUGGAAAAUAUUAUGACCAGGUCAGGCAGUUUUGACUCCAAAGAGUGGAACAAACUGUACAGCAUAUUUGAAGCGCUGAACAUCCGAGUUAGUGAGUUCCUUCUAAAUCUGUGGAGCUGUCUAGAGGUGAAUAAUUACAUUGUGAAACUCCCCAAUGGAGUUACCCUUUUCAACGAUUGUUAUAAUACCAUGUGGGAUUUGAUGAGGCCCAAGGGGAGUAGCCGUUCUUCCCUUUGGGGAGAUUUCCCCUCAGGUAGGAAGAGGAACUCUCCAGGGAAGAGUAGUACCCCCCAGGGGAGGAACAAAACUGACCAUCUUUCUGACGAAUGGAAGGAACUGUACGUAAAGAAUGUCAAAUAUGGGAUGGCCUUCAACAAGCUGGUGCUGUCCGAUGUACGGGGGGUCAAUCUGAGGAGCCUACUUCACAGCAAGUACAUCACACAGGAUGAGACCUUCACAACGCACAUGACGAAUCUGUACGUGAGGGCAUUAUUUAAUGAGUGCAUUUUGACAGGGCUGAACAUCAACCGAUUGUUCGCACAUAUUGAUAAGAAAGACUCCUUCAUUUAUGUUCUCUCCAAAAAUUUUAAUCAUAUUUUUUCCGAAGAGGACAUUGCAUUAUUUGUGAAGAAGUACUCCUUUGUAGUCGAUAUGACUUCUCUCCAUUUGAGAGAUUCCUGCCACAAUUUUUUUUCGACGAAAAAUUUUUUACAUGACCUGUACAGGCAAGGUGAAUACUACAAUGCGGAGUUGAGGGGAAAGCUGUUCAGAUUUUUUUUUAAAAAUGAAAAGGUAUUUUUUUGCAAACAUCACCAGUGUAUUAUGCACACCAAUUUCGAACCGAUGGAUAAGCACCACUUCUUCAUAUCGUGUGAUAAGCUCAAGAACAUUUUGUCCCUGCACGGUUUGUUUCUUUCCUGGGCUGAGCUGUACGACUUUUUCCAGCCGCUCAACAAAUUUUGCGUCAUUUAUGACUCCAGGAAGUUUGAGCUGCACGAGGUGGGCAAGCCGGGCCCCUACAUCUUGAAGGCCUACAUCAACCUGCCCAAUUUGCUGCGCCUCGCGGGGGAGGCGGCGGCACGGGGGGGAGCGGCACACGGGGGGGGGGAGGACUGCACACCCCAAGAUAACCGCAAAAGAGAAGACGUAGAAAGGUCAGCAUCAAAAAAUUGUUUUCACAAAAAAGACAGCUACGCGGAAGAGAUGCCCGAAGGUGAACUCCACUCGGGGAUAUCACCGCUUAGGAAAGAACCACUCGGGAAAGGGGCAACCCCAAGAGGGGAAGAAAUCGCAAAGGAGGAAGAACAAAAAAAAUCACUCCCCCUUGACAGCGAAGCGGUGUACAAAGGUGUAGCAAAAACGAAAGAGCCCCCCAGGACCUACUUCUACCACUUCCGUUUUAACAACCUAACCAUGGGAAGAAUUUUAUUUUUUUUUUUCAUCAAGCUAGCCAAUUUGAAAUCUAAAAGUGACCUCACACAUGGGCAGAUGUAUUACGGGAUCAAACGAGCAGGGAAAAAAGACAUUGUAAAGAAGGAGCUGAAAAAUGCCUGCCAUCUGUUGCUCAAUUUGGAAGAAAAAAUGUUAAAUUCCAUCAUACCGGAUGACUUUGUUUUGAAAAAAGAAGCGUUUCGAAAUGGGGUUCAUUUGAAUUUAUUUCUCCUCAGAGAUAGACUAGACAUCCUAUUCGGAGAGGAUAACUCCUCACCAAUUCAUGUGCAUCAAUUUGUUCACUUUUUCGACGCGGAGAAAGAUGCGGUCUCCUUUUCCAACUACAAAUUUGUGUACAACUUUUCCUACGAGUGGGUAAAUCGCAUGCGUAUGAAGGAUGAGUAUGUCAGUAGGGAGUGCUGUGAGGCGUUGCUGGCGGAGUUCCGCCUGCCCGACGUGGCGGAUGAUAGCGAUGGGGAGGAGGAAGAACCCACUGCCAACGUGACAGAGCUGCGAGACGCGUCUGAGGAGGAAUCCGAUGUGAAGAAAAAAAAAGAAAAUUUUCAAAACGGAGUGGAGGAUGAGAAGCUUGUGUGGUGUACCUCCCCGGUGAGGAAUGCCACUCCUCCUGCCGCAUUAAAGGACAUUCGAGAGGACCCCCCCGGGAGGGACCCCCUUUGGAAAGACGAACUUGUGAAGAGAUUCGGAAGGAACAUAAAAGGAAAGUGGAAGAAAAUCCUCAUGCCGAUUUUUCACCGCAAGGAGUUCUAUGCGCAUCGAUUUAGGAUUGUAAUAAAGGAGUUUACGGGGAUGAAAAAGUUUCUGCGCAAAGUGGAAAGGGAAAAGUGUCGAGGGGGGGAUCCCAACGUGGCUAAUAAAUUGACCCAGCCGAACGGGGCGAACAGGCCAAAUCGUUCUAAUCAUUCUAAUCAUUCUAAUCAGCCGAGCGCCCCCAUCUCGCUGAGCUACUUCUGCUGCUUCUCCAUGAAAGAAAUUGUGCUGGAAAACCUCUGCACAGGGAGUGCUACGCCCCUUGGAGGGGAAGCAAAAAGAGGCGGCGAUACCCUGCACGUGAAUUACCUCUUCGAGCACACCUUCUCGACCGUAAGGGAAAAAGACAUAAUUACGCUCUUCGAACAUAAUCAGAAAAUCUUCAAAUUGAAACUGCUUCACGAGGGAAGCAUCAUAGCCGAGGCAGAUCUGCACAUUCUGGAGAUGCUUUCCAUCAUGAGGAAUGAGGAAAAGAAGAGCCACAAGAUUUUUUGUUUCAUUCCAACCGAUGCGGAUAAUAAGAACAUUCUCUUUUUAGAUGUAGACAUGUAUUAUGAGCGGACGAAAAUGGGUUCGGGUGAUCCCAUAUUUGACACUAGCCAUAGAGUGGUUGGCCCCAACUUCUGCGUUGAGCAGCUGGCCGAAGAGAGCUCCCAUCAGGCCCCUCACCAGGUGGACUUGGCAAAAUUCAAUUCGUCCAUCGUGUCUGCAUCUGAAAAAAGAGGUUCUAAUAAGGAGAAAUUGAUAAAAAGAACCCAAUUUGGAGGCGGCCUCGGUUGGUGCGGUGGCAAAUCGGCUCACCCCACACAUGGGGAAGAUGACACCACAUCGCUGCACCGAAGGACAAAUUGUACCCUCGUUGACGGCCGGCAGGGAAGAGACGCAUUUGACCGAUUGGACCGAGUGGACGGAUUGACGGCCUCGCCUGUGGUGCGCCCACGGAUUACAAAUGGGACCACCCAAGUGAACCGCGCGUGCAGCGGCGAAUACGUCUGGUUGAGAGAUGGCAGGGAGGGAGGAACUGCCAGGCGUGGUGGCGACGCAGAUGAGGGGGACGCUCAGACCAACUGCGCCGCGCCAAAGGCGAUCACCCUGGCUGAUGGGAUACUGGAGGGACACGCCUGCAGGGAAAACCCCAAGAGGAAGCACAUCAGCGGGGCCCAGUACCAAAUCAGAGACAAGGAGAGAAAUAUGAACCGAUGUAAACCCCCCACCAGCUACAUCUGCCUAACCGUUAAGGGGGUAAUCCUGCCCGCGUGGUUGAUUAGAAAAAUGAUUAACAGACUGAGUGGGAAAGGAGAUGCGGGCCAGCGGGGGGACGACGUGUUUGUAGCUGUGUACGUGGAGGUGCAUCAGAGGAUGGGCCCCCCCGCUGGGGGCGGCAGUGAUGGCAGUAGAGGUAGCGGCGGCAGCGGCGAGGGGACGUACGAGCUGCUCUCCAGGUCCAUCCCGCAAAUGGUCAGCGAUGAAAGUUUGGAAAGUGCGGGCGAAGAGGGGGUCGUCACAAACGGUGCGUCAGCUGACGGAGGGAAGGCAGAAGGAUAUGGGGGAAACCACCAAGGAGUGGUAAAUCCCGGUGAGCAGACGCACCCCCCCAGGGAAGAAUCACAAAAGGAAAGCAUGCAACUACUGAAGGAGGAGGAGACAAAAAGACAGGAAGGAAACCACUGGUCAGGAAAACAGUUAAGCAUACACAACUUGAAGAUAAAUCAUAGGGAAGCUAUCAAAUCGGGGGGCAACCCACACGUGGAGGGGAAGAUAACUGUAAAGGCUCUCAUUUCGCUGAACCACCUUUGUGAAGACGUCACGAUUGGGGAGCACUUGUUUAAGAUAAAAAAUAUUUUGCACGAAAAUGAGGAUGUUGUGUUUUGCUGGGAGAGUCUGUUUCAUGGUGUAUAUGGGGAGAAGGCACUUUUUCAGAAGGAGGUGGAGGAGGAGGUGAGGAAGAUGCUUCUAGACAGCUCAGAUGUACAGAUGGGUUCUACUGAACGGGUUCUAAUGAGAAGUAACCCCCAAAUGGUGAGACAUCCCGAGGAGGAGGUUGAAAAGCUGGCAAUUGUGCCACAUGUAGAGGGCGACAAAAGGGGGGAUGAAACGGUCAUGGGGAGGAAAUGCUCCAUAGAAAAAAAGAAAAAAGAAAAUUCCAUCGUACACUUCAAUAGUGGCAGAGGCGGAGGAGCCCCCCGAGCGAAACAACUCAUCGGCUACGUCUCACUCGAAUGCGAAAUGAAAAGGACAGAAGACGAAAGGAAUUGCAAAAAGAGAGACCAUUUUGAGAUACCCAAUUUUGUGAAAAUAUAUUUUCUAAAAAAAAACAAAAAUAAUGAUUACCUAGUGAAAGAAAAAAAUGACAUGUUCGGAAAGACAACGUUAGAAAAAUUAUUUGGGGAGGUGUUGAGGAGAGUCAGCUACAGGAAGUACGUGCAGGUGGAUGCUCUCGUAGAUGCCCUGAGCGAUUCUAUUUACGCCAAUUAUGUAGACUACGUUAUCCGAUUGUAUAGGCACUACGUCGGUGCAGACACGUCUCUUUUCUUUCCUGUGGAGAGUAUAUUACUCAUUUUGGCUUUAAGAAAACUGUCCUCUCAUUUUUCCAACGUGAUGAUGCAUUUGUUUCGAGAGGUCCAUCAGUGUAGCGGAGGCGUCAACUGCUUGGGCGUGAUCGAGUGGUCUCACUUCGUCAAGUGUAUGCUCAAGGCCCAGUGUGGGUCCUCCAAAGGGGGAGGCAUAACAGUAGGGAGAAGCGUUAGAAGUGUUAAGCGCGAAAGGAUUGGAGGAGCAGCCAAUCAGGGGAAGCCCCCUCAUCAACUCUAUCAUAAAAGCCGCAAACGAGAAGGGAAGAAGACGAACAUGUUUGCCUCAACGUCAUCUUGGGGGUCCUCCUUCUCCGCUUUCACCCAGGGAGAGACAGAAGAUGGCACUUCUUCUACUGCCUCCUCCUCAGCAGAGCGACACCGGGAAGGAGAAGCGCCUCUACGAGGGACGCACAGGGUGAAGGGAGUGAACCCCCUCAGUCAGAGAGACUGGUGUUUGCUGAAUCACUGGGAAAGGUGGCACCUUCACAAAAACGGCAAGAGUUGUUUCUUCCUCUUGUUGUUCCUAAAUGAUAUGACCAUUUUUUACAGAGAAAAAAAGCGCGCAGGGAGGAGCGAUCAGCUAGACAUGUUAACCCACACGUGUGGUCAUGCGCAGGUGAAGGGCAAGGAGUGUCCCCUUCAUAGGUCCCACCAUUUGAGCGGACCUGCAAUUGCAAGUGGUUUAUCGAGGAGGUGUAAACUCCCCAACGGGGUGGUGUGCGCAGACAGAGGCCGUUCGGGAGAGCGGUCUCGCCAGCGGGGUGAGCAUCAGAAUAAGCAGCUUCUUAAGCACCCGCAUUCACUGAAAACGUGCAGCCGUAGGGGGAACCAUCUCGAGUCCCUCGAUCGACACUCACACAGAAGAAGAGCCACCCUGAGCAAACACCCCAGUAGGGAUGCUGCCCCCGGAGAGACGUACACAAGGAGCACAAGUGCCGCCGAUCCGUUUGCACGUGAGCGAAAGGGUAAAAAGAGGACCUCCAUAUAUCAUUACAGGCAGUUAAGAGGUGAAUCGAAGGUCACUCCAUUGAGUGAUUCAACUGAUGAGGAAUGCACAAAUGGAGUUAACUCAUUUACGGUGCUAGGUAGGAACCUCUACAGGGACAGGGAGCGCCAACCGCACGAGUUACAUUUCGUCAGAGGUGGGAACGAAGACGGGGUUAUGCAAAUAAACAGAAGGAACCUAACAGAGGAUAACUCUCCUCCCCCUUACAGACUUUACGUCAAGGUGAAGAGACUACUCAACGCGGUGACGCUAGUCAAGCAAAGGAUGGCCAUGUCGUUUCAAGUUGUGCUGAGCAAUUACGGCUGCAUCCAAUCGGGGCAUAUGCUCCCCUAUUUUGAGAGUCCCCAAGAUGGCUACGUCAUAAAUAAAAUUCAGGCGAUAAGCAGGCCCCUUUUGAAUGACCCCCAUUUGAGCAUCAACACGGCAGUUGUGUUGGCCCUUCCAAGCAGAGCGGAAAUGAACAGAAUUGCCAGCGCGAUGCAUGCAGAGGAGGAGAGCCUUCCGGACCUUCUCAAGGCGAACGCGAAAGGGGAGCCAUCUUACGGCCUCUUGAAAAUGUGCCUGCAGAACUUGUCCCUGCAGAUAUGUUUUUAUGACGUCCCAUUUUGGAGCGACUCCCUGUCGGAGGAGUCACAGGCCGAUGGCGAAGCCCGUGGGGGUAGCCUCUACCCGCAGGGGCAACACUGGGGGGUGGCGAGCAAGAGGAGAAUCCAGAGGAGGAGCAAGAGGAAGGGGAAAACGCUCGUUGCCAGCACGUUCAUUCCGCUAUCUAUCCUUUUGAAAAAGCACAAGACCAAGGUUAGGGCGCCCCUCGUCAGCUCCCCAUUCUGCACCAACCGAGGGGGGCGAAGCGACAUGGAGGUGGAAAUUCUCCUCAAGUACGAUCGGGUGGAAGGAGGCGGGGUGCAAGAAAAAGGGGCCACACGGAGGGGUGGGCAAAACGGCGUUCAUAAAAAGGGGCACAUCAAUAGGCACACCAGUGGUCAGACACAUGGGCAGAGGAAAUCCACCCAGGUGCGCCCCACGCAGGGGCACGCCAUGUUGCUCAAGUCUAAGGCGGAGACGUGCGCGCACAGGCAUGCCCAUGGGAAGGAUGGCCCACCUGCGUACGGCAUCGUGGCUGGCGGGCUAAAUAUCCACUCGUCCGCAGACACCCAAUCGGGGCUCCGCCUAAGUGACGACUUUGAUCUGGCGGGGAGACACGACUCGGUUGACUUCUCCAAUAUUCCCCUGCUGACCCUUCCCAAAAUCCCCCCGCCCGUAUCGUAG